Ceutorhynchus assimilis (cabbage seed weevil) is the source of this 666-nucleotide messenger RNA. The record is from the annotation of a GenBank genome assembly. Lineage: Eukaryota; Metazoa; Arthropoda; Insecta; Coleoptera; Curculionidae.
AUGGCUAAGGCUCUUUCUUCAAAACAAAAGCAAAUCUUAGUUGAUUUUGUAUAUGAUAGACCGGAAAUGUACAAGGGAAAAUUUACAUCCACCUAUACGCAUGCUGUUAGCAUGGUCCUGUGGAAACAAGUAGCUUCCAUAUUAAAUGCCAUCCCCGGAGGCGCAAAUAAAGAGUGGACGCAGUGGCGGAAGACAUGGGUAGACUUAAAAAAACAAGUAAAGAACAAAAAAUCUAAAGAAAAACAGCAUAUUUAUGGAACAGGAGGGGGUCCUCCAUUGCCACCAACAUUGGAAGAUGUAGAUAAAACUACUGAUGAAAAAAUUUUUGAGAUAAUUACACCAGUUGCUUUCGAAGGAAAUAGGGAUGUUCCAGAGCCGCAAAUUGUUUUUGAGGAAUUCUUAAUCCCAGCCCCAGCUGAUAAAAAUACGGCAGCUAUAGAUACUAACAAUGUGAUGGACACCGAGGAUGCUACAAGAAAUGCUGUUGCUAUUAAUACAAAUCAUGAAACUACCCCUAGUCGAAGCACAGGAACUAGUAAAAAAGUCACAAAAUCUGGGCAAAUUGGAGCAUCUCUUCGAAAUAACCAAAAUUUUCUUGCUAUCAGCGAAAAAGGUAUAGACUCAACAGAGAGAGAGCAAGCUGCAAAUAAUGAAGCGAAACUCUGA